UGAACAAUGACUUCCGAAAUAUUUAUACGGAACCGGCUUUGUCGAUAUUACUAAGCCGUUAUCAGUACCGCGGUUGUAGGGUUUUUUUUUCUAAAGUAGUUUAUCUAUUUAGUGUCUUAAUACUUUACUUAACUAUUAAAUAAUUAGGAAGUCGACCGUCGUACGUGUCCUGUCCGAUUUUGGAAGUGCUUCCUUACGUCCUGCGCAGCCUCGACCGCUAUGCAGAAACACAACGGUAAUAAUGCAAAUUAUUAUUCUCGGUGGAGAAACGUGCCGAAGAACCAGCAACAGAUACGACGCCAUAAAACACGUGAUCAGAACGUCGAAGAAGCCGACGACAGCGCCGACGUCAUGAAUCCUACUUCUAACACCAAAGCGUACUUCGAUGUGGUCCAACCCACCGAGUUAUCCGUGUUUUCCGAUCAGAACUUGUACGAUGAAUCAAAAUCGUCCGUGUCGAGAAAUUCGCCUUUGAAUUCCAACUCGAUUUCGGAAACGGUAGAUGCCAAAAACGGCAAAUACUUUUUCGCGGACAAGACGAAUUGGCGCGACAAAAAUGUCGGACAACAUCAGUCAAAUUAUUAUUCUCAGUCUAACAAGUUCAACAAUAAAAAAUACCCAAACAAAUAUCGAAAAAAUAGAAACAAUGCCCCAUCAAAAUUUCAAGAAUUUAUUUCAACGAACAAUGUUAAUCAUAAUACAUUCAUUGAAAAUGACCAGUUGGGUACUAAAAAUGACUAUUCUUAUGAAAAGCCAGCUAUUGAACCAGCCUUAAAUCAAAAUACUCUGUUUAAUAAUACUUUCCUGAACACAUAUCAAAAUUCUGAGUAUGAUUCAGAAUGUGAUUCUGACCCUGGUGAUUUAGAGAAGAUGAAAAUAAUGACAGCUGCAGACUUUAAUGAUGAUCGUUAUGCUCGCUAUGGGAUACAUGAGACAGAAAUCAAAGACUAUGUACGCACUAUUACUUUCAAAAAUUGUAUAGAAUAUUGUGCAAAAGAAUAUAUUAAGGAUAAAGUGGUAUUAGUUAUCCGUUGUGGUAUUGGCUUAUUACCAUUGUUAUGUGCUCGGGAUGGACAAGCCAAAAAAGUAAUUGCUUUAGAACAAUCAUCUUGUAUUGAAUAUGCUCGUCGUAUCAUCACAGACAAUCGAUAUAGCACUGUGAUUACAUUAAUUCAAAGCAGUGUUCAUGACUUGAAGCAGCUGCCACACAGACUUAAGAAGGUAGAUGUUAUAGUAGGUGAUUUUUUGGGAGACUGUGUUAUAAGUCAAGGUGAUCAAAUGGAACAAGUUAUUGAAGCCAGGGAUCGUUUUCUUGUUUCAAAUGGCUUAAUGAUUCCAAUGUGUGUUACUUUAUAUGGUCAGUUAUUAGAACAAAGACGAAUCUAUGGAAAUUGUCGUAUUCGCAAAAAAACUAAAAAAAAAGCAUAUAAAAAAUUGAAUAAACGCUUUAAUAUAAACAAGUCCAACAAAUCUGAAACUCAGUCUAAUGAUAGUGACAGUUCAUCAGAUUCAACAUUGUGUUCAUGGUGGAGUAAUGUUUAUGGAUUUGAUAUGAGAUCAUAUUCAGAAAUUACAGUUGAUUGUAGUUCUGAAAGUGUUGACUGUCCUAAAUCAUUCAAAGAUGAGUGGCGAAUAAUGGAAGAACCUAUAGUUACAUUUUUUGAUCCAUCCAAGGUAGUGUCUAAUGCUUGCUUGAUAAAGAAAUUUGAUAUGUAUAAGUGUACAAUAAACGAAGUACGCUAUGUACAUAGUAAAGACUUAAGUCUGAAGUGUUCUACACCUUAUACGAGUGCUAAUGGAGGUGACUAUGCACAUAUGUUAGAGUUGUUUAUGGUAGUUGAUUUUCCUAAUGGUCAAACAAUUGUUGAUGAUAAGGAUGAUCUACAAAUAGGAUUUUCCACAUCAUCUUAUUCACCAUUUACUAGAUUUAGACAGACAGGUUUAUUGUUACGGGACCAGCUACUUGUUGAACAAGGAGACAAGUUUAAAAUUAAUGAAUUUUAUAUGUGGCGUGGUCCUCAACAAAAACAAAAAUUAGUUGGAGAAAACAUUAUCACCAAAAGUACUCGUAAUAGAUAUGGACCAGAAGAAAAUUUAAAGUUAAGGUUAAACUAUACAUUUAUCAACCAACAUAUAAAAGCGAUUAAUAGACAUUGUGCUUACACUUUAGUCAAGCAAUUAUUUUAAGAUUUAUGUUAAAGGUUUUUAAAUACUAUUAAUGUUAAUUUGGUUUACCAAA
Messenger RNA from Melanaphis sacchari, 2239 nucleotides. RefSeq names its product probable protein arginine N-methyltransferase 1.2. Gene Ontology annotation, molecular function: protein-arginine N-methyltransferase activity. The transcript is spliced from 6 exons. Gene Ontology annotation, biological process: peptidyl-arginine methylation. NCBI's taxonomy places the organism in Eukaryota, Metazoa, Arthropoda, Insecta, Hemiptera, Aphididae. Gene Ontology annotation, cellular component: nucleus. The record is from RefSeq and is a predicted model, not a curated record. The coding region runs from base 220 to 2187 and encodes 655 amino acids.